AUGCGCACUACGAGCGACUCCCAAAGUGGCGAUAUAGCGGGUGUAAAAAUGCACAAGCUGAAGUCGUCGCAGAGGGACAAGGUCCGGCAGUUUAUGUCCUUCACGCAGGCGGGUGAGAAGACUGCCAUCUACUGCCUGACACAGAAUGACUGGAAGCUGGAAGUGGCCACCGACAAUUAUUUUCAGAACCCGGACUUGUACAGCAAGGAGUCCAUGAAGACAUCGGUGGACCGAAAGAAACUGGAGCAACUUUUUAACCGUUACAAAGACCCCCAAGAUGAAAACAAAAUCGGCAUCGAGGGUAUUCAGCAGUUUUGCGACGACCUAGUUCUAGAUCCAGCUAGUAUCAGCGUUCUGGUCGUGGCGUGGAAGUUUCGUGCCGCCACUCAGUGCGAGUUUUCGAAAAAGGAGUUCAUGGACGGCAUGACUGAGUUGGGGUGCGACAGCACAGACAAGCUUAAGGCCAUUUUGCCGAGACUGGAGCAAGAGCUGAAAGACGGCGGGAAAUUUAAGGAUUUCUACCAGUUCACCUUUAAUUUUGCCAAAAAUCCAGGACAGAAAGGUUUAGACUUGGAGAUGGCUGUCGCUUACUGGAACUUGGUUCUUCUAGGUAGAUUCAAGUUCCUGGAUCUUUGGAAUCGAUUUCUUUUGGAACACCAUAAACGCUCCAUCCCAAAAGACACAUGGAACUUGCUGUUGGACUUCGGGAACAUGAUAGCAGAUGACUUGUCCAACUAUGAUGAGGAGGGGGCGUGGCCUGUGCUUAUAGACGACUUUGUGGAAUUCGCUCGACCCAUCGUGACGGGAACGAAACGUAAAACUCUCUAA
This is a messenger RNA of Nerophis lumbriciformis (worm pipefish), 828 nucleotides long. NCBI's taxonomy places the organism in Eukaryota, Metazoa, Chordata, Actinopteri, Syngnathiformes, Syngnathidae. The record is from RefSeq and is a predicted model, not a curated record.